Sclerotinia borealis F-4128 is the source of this 5628-nucleotide messenger RNA. NCBI's taxonomy places the organism in Eukaryota, Fungi, Ascomycota, Leotiomycetes, Helotiales, Sclerotiniaceae. The record is from the annotation of a GenBank genome assembly.
AUGGCUCUCAACAAUCCAAGCAGUGGAGCGCACUCGCAGCCAUCCCUUCCGGCCUUACCAGCUCACCUACAAUCCGAUACACAUCUAACUGCACAUCUUGCAAGUCGAUUCCAUGUUUCUUUGCCAACGGCGGAUCUUUCUUCCCAUGCCUUAAUAUCUCUCAACACAUAUUCUUCUUCGACAAAAGGUCCAGAUGGAGGUAAAGAAGGGAGUGCAAUGGGGGGCGCAGAGGGUAUGGCCGACAAGGCAUAUACGAGACUUGGAGCCAGAACCGAGAAUCAAGCCGUAAUAUUUUUAGGAGAGUCAGGAUCCGGCAAAACUACAAUUCGUUCUCAUUUACUCUCUGCUUUACUUGCCAAAUCCAGUACUCCUCUUUCGACUAAACUAUCUCUGUCUGCAUACGUCUUCGAUACACUUACAUCUACCAAAACUGCUACCACUCCAACCGCUUCAAAGGCAGGUUUGUUUUUCGAGCUUCAAUACGAUACAGCAUCAACAGUUAAUCCUACUUUGAUUGGUGGAAAGGUUCUCGACCACAGAUUGGAACGAAGUAGAGUGGCCGCGGUUCCAACGGGAGAGAGGAACUUUCAUGUGCUGUAUUACCUUCUGGCGGGUACCAGUGCUGCCGAAAAGACGCAUUUGGGAUUGGAUUCAACGGGGGACCAUGUAGGCGCCGGUAAUCGACUUUCCACUGGAGGCCAAAAGAGAUGGCGAUAUCUUGGACACCCAACGCAACUCAAGGUUGGGAUCAACGAUGCGGAAGGUUUUCAGCUAUUCAAGACAGCAUUGAGAAAGUUGGAGUUUCCAAGAAGUGAAAUCGCCGAGAUCUGCCAGAUCUUGGCUAGUAUUCUUCACAUUGGCCAACUUGAGUUUGAAACGGCCGAAAGUACCGCGGCAAUGGGAGACGAUAGUGGAGGAUAUUCGCACGAAGGUGGCCAGUCAUUCACGGCUGUCAAAAAUAAGGAUGUUCUCUCCAUCAUAGCGGCAUUCUUGGGUGUUGGUGCAACCGACCUGCAAACCACACUUGGUUACAAGACCAAGAUUCUCCACAGAGAAAGGGUGACGGUGAUGCUCGAUCCUAAGGGUGCUAAGAGCAAUGCGGAUGAAUUAGCAAGGACCUUGUACUCGUUGCUUGUAGCGUAUGUCAUCGAAAACAUCAAUCAAAGAGUUUGUGCGCCAGAGGAGUCGGUCGGAAACACAAUUUCCAUAGUGGAUUUCCCUGGUUUUGCUCAACAGCCUGCCACUAACUCAACUCUCGACCAACUUCUGAAUAACGCUGCGACGGAGGCACUUUAUAACUUUACCUUGCAAAGCUUUUUCGAGGCAAAGGCUGAUAUGCUCGAAACCGAAGAAGUAACUGUUGCAGCUACCAGCUAUUUCGACAAUUCCGAUGCCGUCAGGGGUCUUCUAAAGCACGGGAAUGGUCUUUUAAGUAUUCUUGACGAUCAAACGAAGCGUCAUAAGACAGAUGUACAGCUACUGGAAAGCUUGAGAAAACGCUUCGAGGGCAAAAACCCCGCAAUAACAGUCAGCAGUGCAACUGCCAAGCUCCCAGGCAGUAACUUUGCUACUCACAACGCUGCCGCUGCAUUCACCGUUAAGCAUUUCGCUGGGGAAGUGGAGUAUCCUAUCGCUGGUUUGGUGGAAGAAAACGGAGAGGUUAUCUCGGGAGAUCUCAUGAACUUGAUUCGCGACACGAAGAGUAACUUCGUAAGCCAGCUUUUUGGUCAAGAAGCCCUUCAACGUAUGGUGCAUCCACAAGAGAAGUCAACUAUUAUGCAAGCUCAAGUCAGUUCUAAGCCUUUGAGACAACCAAGUGUCAUGCGACGGAAAGGAGAUCGACCAAGUCGCUUCGGUGGGUCGAAGAACGCAAUGGAAUCAGUCGAAGACAUCACAGAAACAAUCGACCCAGGAAAUAAAACUCGUAAGGGUCUCAAUAUUGACCAAGGAGCCGCUGCACAAUAUCUAUCGUCCUUGGAUAAUAUCUUCAAGGCUCUCAACUCGCAGAAUACGAACCCAUACUUUGUAUUCUGUCUCAAGCCGAAUGAUCGCCGCAUAGCCAAUCAAUUCGAUAGCAAAUGUGUACGGAUGCAGCUUCAAACUUUUGGUAUUGCUGAAAUCAGUCAACGGUUGCGAAAUGCGGACUUCAGUAUUUUUAUUCCCUUUGGGGAGUUCUUGGGACUGGCAGAUACCGAGACAAUACUGGUUGGUAGUGAGCGUGAGAAGGCUGAAAAUGUCAUCGAAGAGAAGAGAUGGCCUUCCAACGAGGCGAGAGUUGGAAGUACGGGGAUAUUUCUCAGCGAGAGGUGCUGGGCUGAGAUUGCCAAGCUCAAUGAACGUGGUUUCGUCGCAGGACGCUACCCCUUACCAUCUGACGAUGGUGGAGAGCCCAGACUUGCACCAGGUGACAACUAUGGAGCCUCAAAAGAACGUCUUGUGGGUCCUGGAGCGGGUCUUCUCACGCCAUCACCUGGAGCUUACAUCUAUGGAGACAAGAAAACUGGCUACUUCGGUAGUCAAGACGAUGCGCGUUCCGAUGCUGGUGCUUCAGCUCUUGGCCAAGGUGAUAUGUUCCGCAAUUUGGACACCAAGGAGCAACUGGCGGAGAAAGGAAAUGAGAAGACAAUGGUCGAGGUAGAGGAAGUCAAAGUAAGUGCAAGUCGCAAGCGAUGGGUAGCCAUGGUAUACCUGAUGACCUGGCUCAUUCCUGAUUUCUUGAUACGCUGGGUUGGUCGCAUGUCUCGAAAAGAUGUUCGAUUAGCCUGGAGAGAGAAGCUUGCGAUUAACAUGAUGAUUUGGUGGGCUUGUCUUGGAGCCGCUUUCUUUACUGUAAUAUUCCCGAAAUUGAUCUGUCCUACUCAACACGUCUAUAGUGCGUCUGAACUGACGUCCUACGACGGGAAAAGCGCCGAUGCUUAUAUUGCCAUUAGAGGAGUGGUUUUUGAUCUCACAAGUUUUUCAACUCGUCAUUACCCAUCAAUCAUACCCCAAAAGAGUCUCUUAAAGUAUGCCGGUCUGGAUGCCACUGGCCUAUUUCCCGUUCAAGUCUCUGCUCUCUGCCAGGGAACCACAGGUUCUAUUGAUCCUUCGGUGCAACUCGACUAUACUUCUACCAAUGUCACCGGUUCCGCAUCUACAGUUAGUAGCAGUGAUCCUAAUGCCAAAUAUCACGACUUCCGCUCCUUCAACAACGAUACUCGCCCUGAUUGGUUUAUAGAGCAAAUGAUCAUGCUCAAAGAUUCCGGUUAUUACAGGGGUCGUGUUGGUUAUACGGCAUCAUAUGUCAAGACUCUUGCUACGAAAUUAAGCUCGGUCGGCAUCAUAAAUGGCAGGGUUUACGACAUGACUAAGUAUGUUGCGGGAGGCCGUAAAGUCAUCGUCGCUGACGGGGACACUGCAUCUGCUGAUGUUAACACCGAUUUCAUGUCACCCUUAGUCGUGGACUUGUUCCAACAAAAAUCCGGCAAGGACGUUACGAAAUACUGGAACGCUCUUGCCAUCAGUGACGAAAUGCGAUCUCGCAUGAAGAUCUGUCUCGAUAACCUCUUCUAUGUUGCAGACGUUGAUACCAGAAACUCCGUCAAGUGUCAAUUUGCCGAAUAUUUGAUUUUGGCUAUUUCGGCCAUUCUCUGCACUGUCAUCGUCUUUAAAUUUCUCGCAGCUCUUCAAUUCGGUAGUAAAAACAUUCCCGAAAAUCUGGAUAAGUUUGUCAUCUGCCAAGUGCCUGUCUACACAGAAGACGAAGAUUCUCUUCGCCGUGCUAUCGACUCUAUCGCUAGAAUGAAAUAUGAUGACAAGCGUAAACUCUUAGUCGUUAUCUGUGACGGUAUGAUUAUUGGUCAAGGCAACGAUAGACCGACCCCACGUAUCGUUUUGGAUAUUCUUGGAGUGUCAGAUACUGUUGAUCCGGAGCCUCUAAGCUUCGAGUCUGUGGGUGAGGGAAUGAAACAACACAACAUGGGCAAAUGCUAUUCUGGUCUUUACGAGGUCCAAGGUCACAUCGUUCCAUUCUUGGUGGUUGUGAAAGUUGGCAAGCCUUCUGAAGUUUCUAAACCAGGAAAUCGAGGAAAGCGUGAUUCUCAGAUGGUCAUGAUGCGAUUCUUGAACCGCGUUCACUAUAAUGCUCCCAUGACUCCUCUCGAGCUUGAAAUGUAUCAUCAAAUCCGCAAUAUCAUUGGUGUCAAUCCGACAUUUUAUGAGUUCAUGUUACAGAUUGAUGCCGAUACAGUCGUUGCACCGGACUCUGCCGCUCGCAUGGUUUCGGCAUUCUUGGACGACACUAAAUUGCUAGGUGUAUGUGGAGAAACAUCAUUGACGAACUCGAAAUCAUCAUUCGUCACUAUGAUUCAAGUCUACGAGUACUUUAUCUCUCACAAUCUUGCCAAGGCAUUCGAAAGUUUGUUUGGCAGUGUCACUUGUUUGCCAGGUUGUUUCACAAUGUAUCGUGUUCGAGCUGCAGAAUCCGGAAAGCCUCUCUUCGUCAGUCGUGAGGUUGUCGAAAAUUAUGCCAAUAUCCGAGUCGACACGCUUCACAUGAAGAACUUGCUACAUUUGGGAGAAGAUCGUUAUUUGACCACGCUACUCAUAAAAUACCAUUCCAAGUACAAGACCAAAUACAUUAGUGCCGCUCACGCUUGGACCAUUGCUCCUGAUACUUGGGCAGUCUUCCUUUCUCAACGUCGUCGCUGGAUUAACUCGACCGUACACAACCUUGCAGAACUCAUGCCUAUGGCCGAACUUUGUGGAUUCUGCUGCUUCAGUAUGCGUUUCGUUGUCAUGAUUGAUUUGGUCUCCACCUUGGUUCAACCAGUCACCGUUGCCUAUAUCGUCUACCUUAUCGUCCUCGUUAUCAAAUCUCCAAGUUAUGUUCCUGUCACGGCUUUCAUUCUACUUGCUGCUAUUUAUGGUUUGCAGGCAAUUAUCUUCAUUGUGCGACGCAAAUGGGAGAUGAUCGGAUGGAUGAUUCUUUACAUCCUUGCUAUCCCUGUGUACUCCUUAUGCUUGCCAUUGUAUAGUUUCUGGCACAUGGAUGAUUUCUCGUGGGGUAACACUCGUGUCGUUACUGGAGAGACGGGUAAGCAGGUUGUCAUCACCGACGAAGGAAUCUUCGAUCCUGCGUCUAUUCCGCAUAAGAAAUGGGAAGACUACCAAGCUGAGCUUUGGGAAGCCCAAACUCAACAAGAUGACGAUGGACGAUCUGUGGUUUCGGGGUAUUCCUAUGGUACCAAGUACCAACCCGGUGUUUCGGAAUACGCAAUCCCAGCAUCUCGACCGAUGUCCCAUUACAAUGGUUAUGGCGUCGAUUCUAAGAAUGGAAAUCCCUAUCAGUCUCGAAUCUCUUUAGCACCAUCUGAAAUGGGAUUGGGUACACCAGGAAAUCGCGCCAGUCAAUUUAGCGGAAGUCAAUAUUUUGGUCAACAAGAAAUGGAGAUGUCUAAUCUAGCGGGUUUACCAAGUGAUGACUCUAUCCUACAAGAAAUUCGAGAUAUUCUCAGGACAGCUGAUUUGAUGACGAUCACGAAGAAGAGUAUCAAAAUGGAGUUGGAAAAGAGAUUUGGUGUUUCGCUUGAUGCUAGGAGAGCUUAUAUUAACUCUGCAACCGAAGCUCUUCUCUCGGGCCAGCUAUGA